AUGGGGAAACGAACGCAGUCCCCAGCCUAUGUCCUAGGUGUUGGCAUGACCAAGUUCAUCAAACCGCGCGGAAAGGUCGACUACCAUGAGCUGGGCUUCGAGGCUGGUGUCAAAGCUAUGCUGGAUGCCCACAUCACCUAUGACGACGUGGACCAGGGAGUUGCAUGCUACUGCUACGGAGACAGCACCUGCGGCCAGCGAGUCUUCUACCAGUUCGGCCUCACCAAGAUCCCCAUCUACAAUGUCAACAACAACUGCUCUACCGGCUCAACGGGCCUGGCCAUGGCCCGUACCAUGGUCUCGCACGGUGCUGCCGACUGCGUUCUCGUGGUUGGCUUCGAGAAGAUGAGCCCUGGCAGUCUCUCUUCCAAGUUUGAUGACAGAGAGAACCCUACUGGCAAAUUGGGAGAAAUGAUGUUUGCUACCAGAGGAGUCACCAAUGCCCCGGGAGCAGCCCAGAUGUUUGGAAAUGCCGGUGUCGAAUACAUCGAGAAAUACGGUGCAAAAGCCGAAGACUUUGCAGAGAUCGGCCGAAUUAACCACGAACACUCGAAGAGAAACCCAUACUCCCAAUUCCAAACCGAGUACACCCACGAACAAAUCUCCAAAUCGCCCAUGAUCCACUUCCCCUUAACCAAACUCCAGUGCUGCCCAACCUCAGACGGUGGUGCUGCAGCCGUCGUCGUUUCACAGGCGUUCCUCGAUGCUCGACCACACCUCAAGGACCAGGCCAUCCUGAUUGCCGGCCAAUGCCUCGCCACAGACACUCCCUCAGUGUACAACGAAAGCUCCAUAAGCCUCAUGGGCUUCGAAAUGACCCGCUACGCCUGCCAGACCGCCGCUGCUGAAGCCGGAAUUAACGUCAAGGACGUCAAAGUCUGCGAACUACAUGACUGCUUCUCGGCAAACGAAAUGAUCACCAUCGAUGCGCUGGAACUUUGCGAGCCAGGAAAGGCCCACGAAAUGGUGCGAAAGGGUGACAUCACAUACGGCGGGAAGAUGGUCAUAAACCCGUCCGGCGGCCUGAUUUCAAAGGGCCACCCUCUCGGCGCAACCGGAAUUGCCCAAUGUGCGGAGCUAGUCUGGCACCUUCGUGGUUGGGCCAACAACCGCCUGGUCAAGGGCACUGAUGUCGCAUUACAGCAUAAUCUUGGCCUUGGCGGGGCUGUCGUCGUUACGGUGUAUAAGCGGGCAGAUGGUAAGGUAUCGCAGCCCGUGACAAGCGAGGAAGUAGGGAAGAUCAAUCAGCUUGGGUACAAUCCUGCCGUUGAAGCAAAGGGAUUCACGGCUGAACAAGCGGCAAGGGUGCUCAGCAAGGAAAACCGCAGCGACUGGGCUAUGGGAGACACCCAAGAGAAGGUCCUAGCGCGUUUUUAA
This is a messenger RNA of Trichophyton benhamiae CBS 112371, 1377 nucleotides long. RefSeq lists its product as uncharacterized. The record is from RefSeq and is a predicted model, not a curated record. Gene Ontology annotation, molecular function: acyltransferase activity, transferring groups other than amino-acyl groups. NCBI's taxonomy places the organism in Eukaryota, Fungi, Ascomycota, Eurotiomycetes, Onygenales, Arthrodermataceae. The transcript has 2 exons. Bases 1 to 1377 code for a protein of 458 amino acids.